AUGAAGGAUGGUCACUGCAGUAAAAGGUAUCCUAGGCCAUUUGUGAGUGAAACAAGGACAGGAUAUAAUGGAUACCCCACUUACAGAAGGCGUGCCCUAGAGGAUGGUGGUCAUCAUGUGCUCAUCAAAGUUGGCAGUGAAUACGUUCCUAUGGACAACCGUUGGGUAGUGCCUUACUCUCCUGUUCUAUCUCAGACGUUCAAAACCCACGUCAAUAUAGAGUACUGUAGCAGUUUCAAAUCGAUCAAGUACAUUUGUAAAUACGUCAAUAAGGGUACUGACCAUGCCACGUUUGCUGUUAGUGACGAAACAGAUGAAAUCCAGAGAUACCAGAGUGGACGUUACAGCUGCAAAUUUGAGGUAGUGUGGCGAAUAUUGUCUUUCCCUAUACAUGAGAGGUUCCCUGCUGUCUCGCACCUGGAAGUCCACCUGCCAGACGAACAGCGAGUCUACUUUCAGCCAGACAAUGUCAGGGAACAAAUGGAGCGUAACACAACUCUUUUGGCAUUCUUUGAUCUCUGCUAG
Molecule: messenger RNA, 525 nt
Organism: Limulus polyphemus (Atlantic horseshoe crab)
Lineage: Eukaryota; Metazoa; Arthropoda; Merostomata; Xiphosura; Limulidae
Exons: 1
Coding region: 1-525 (174 amino acids)
Source: RefSeq, a predicted model, not a curated record